CGCCUGAAUUCAGUCGCACCCAAUAUGAGUGACACGGAAGCACGAUCAAGGACGGCGUCGUCCGACUCGAGCCGGCGCCGCCCACGGACGGCAAGCAGUGGCGAUGACAGCGACACGGGAACAAGCACAACAUCCCGCGCAUCUCGUUUCCAAUGGUUCAGGAGGUCAUUAAGCCAGAGGAGCAACUCCUCCGGCGAUCUCAGCGUGACGCAGCAACAAGCCACCGUCAAAGACAAGAUCAAAGGCUUCAGAUCAAGCUUGGAAGCGAUGAUGGACAAGCUCAUGAGGGACUCCUCACACGGCAUUGACUUUCUGGCAAACCUCAAGAAGCCAGCAGCACAGGACGUGGCUGAUCAGCUCAAGCGGUUCAUCACCAAGUUUGAAGCAGAGGGCGACACCAUGACACCGAAGCAGCAGAUCCAGUCUGUCCAGAACUUUUACCAGGUGUUGGACGAGCGGCUGACGACCUCAUCGCUGUUUGCGCACAUGAGCGAUGAGCAACUUGAUGUGAUACAGGCCGGAGCAGAGCGCCACGUCAUGCACCACAUCUACGACAUGGUGUUCAGUCGCGAGCCGGACUACGCUGCCCAGGACAUGGCCCUGCAGACGAGAAUACGCGAGCUGCGAUGGAUUCGGCCCCACCACCUCGACGCAUGCAUUGACCUCACAAACCCAGACGUGGUGGCUGAGCUGGAGAGUGCGCAGGAGGACUUGAUCACGGUGGAUGCAAAGCGCGCCCCGCACGACAAGCUCGAGUGCAUCGUCACCUGCGCCAAGAACGUCUUCACCAUCCUCCAGAAAUCAGCUUCCUCACAGCAGGCUGCCAGUGCUGAUGACUUUGUACCAGCACUCAUCUACACACUGAUCCAGGCCAAUCCACCCAAGCUCUACUCAAACAUCAAGUUUAUCCAGAACUUUGGCAACCCGCGGCGGCACGAGGCCGGAGAGGCCGGGUACUACUUUACGAACCUCUUCAGCGCGGCAGAGUUUGUGCGCCGGCUCAGCGCGUCGCACCUCAAGAUGACGCAGGAGCAGUUUGAGAGCCUCAUGGACGGCGACGCAAGCUCGGUGACGGAGGGUCUGGAGUCGAUCAAACUCAUGCGCGACAGCGUCGAUCGCCUGCGCCGCCUCGAGAACAAGCAGCGGGUAUUGCAGCGAGAUGUGGACUUGCUACUGGACACACUUUCUGAACUAUGUGCUUCAGCUGUGAAGCCGAUUGGCGGGGCGCCAGAUGCAGAGGUGACGGAGUACACGCGCAUGCUCCUGACGCGCGACUCGAGCGAGGGGAAGAGGGCCCGCCGUGCAGUGUCGUCGCCGGCGUCACCGUUUGCUCGCCGAAAGUGGUCGGAGAACACAGAUGCAGACGCCCGCAGCCUUGGCGAUGGUGGCGAUGGUGGUGGUCGCGCUGGUAGUGUGGUGGAAGAGAGCAGCGAGGAGGAAGAGGAGGAAGAAGAGGAGCAGGGGGAGGAAGGAGAACAAGAAGGAGAAAGUGAAGGUGAAGGAAAACAAGAAGAAGAAGAAGAAGAGGUGCAGGGCCGAGGAGAUGAUGUGGCUGUGGGAGAAGCGGAGACAGCAGAGGAAGAGGAACAGGGAGAACAUGACAGCUGUGUUGAUGCACAGGCAACAAGCGACAACGAUGAUGAGCAAGUUGAUGACGUGGAGCGUGUGCAGGCACAGAUCAGUGGUAGUGUCUCAAGUGUGAACAAGCAACGCAACGAGGAGAAGGAGGAGGAAGAACAACAACAAGAAGAAGGAGAAGGAAAGGGAGAAGAACCGGAGGAGGAAGGAGAGGCAGAGGAACGGCAGAAGCAAGCUGUCGGCAGGAAUGACGGCACCGCUGCUGCUGUCGGUGCUGCCAACGCUGCACCUGAGGAGCACCGUCCCAGCAAGACGUCUGGCAGUUGCGAAGAUGACAACGACCUCACCAGUGACCGCGAUGGUGACAGCCGCCCUGCUGCCAGUGAUGGCAGCAGCAAUGACGAUGACGACGAGCAUCAUGACCAAGCGUGAAGCGCUGUGGUGGGGUGCGUGUGCGGCGUGAAGCACUGUGUCUGUCACGAAUACGCCUCAUUCCACACCGCUCUCUGGCCCCCUCACUGUUUGUAGGCUCGAUAUUGUUCUUACUGAUGAAUGCUUUGUCAAGUCCAAUCGCCACGCACGCGUCUAUUGUUUUCAGUUACUCCCACGCCAACGCACGCAGUCCUUGCCAUCAUGCAUCAAGGGCACUGGUGGCCCAUUCAACAAAGUGCGUCAUGUUAGUCGUUGGUUUUGGCUGUCAGGCAAUUAAACACACUCAUGUGCUGCUCAGAUAGAGAGGUGCAGUGAGUGAGAAGAAGAGGGAAGGUGGAAGGCGCAAAACAAGACAUCGAU
Salpingoeca rosetta is the source of this 2370-nucleotide messenger RNA. RefSeq lists its product as uncharacterized. Bases 25 to 2010 code for a protein of 661 amino acids. Gene Ontology annotation, biological process: vesicle-mediated transport. Gene Ontology annotation, molecular function: guanyl-nucleotide exchange factor activity; small GTPase binding. The transcript is spliced from 14 exons. Lineage: Eukaryota; Choanoflagellata; Craspedida; Salpingoecidae. Gene Ontology annotation, cellular component: cytosol; endocytic vesicle. The record is from RefSeq and is a predicted model, not a curated record.